Culex pipiens pallens (northern house mosquito) is the source of this 423-nucleotide messenger RNA. Its product is annotated as adult cuticle protein 1-like. The coding region runs from base 1 to 408 and encodes 135 amino acids. NCBI's taxonomy places the organism in Eukaryota, Metazoa, Arthropoda, Insecta, Diptera, Culicidae. The record is from RefSeq and is a predicted model, not a curated record. The transcript is spliced from 2 exons.
AUGAAGUGCAUCGCAGCAGUUGUCCUGGUGGCCCUUGCCGUCGCCGAAGCAUCCUACAUCCCGUACGCCCACCAGGGAUACGGCGUAUCCCCGGCAGUGACCUACGUCGGUCAUUACGGUGGACUGACUGUUGUUCAGUCCAACGACUACCACCACGGAUGGGCUGCGGCUCCAAUUGUCUCGGCCUACAACAACCACUGGAACGUCCCAGCUGCCGUGACCUACAACUCUGGCCACUACUACGAUAACUACCAUCAUGGACACUCCGCUGCCGUGAUCGCUGCCCCAGUUCAGCACUCGGCCACGUACGUCGCCGCCAACCGUGGAGCUGUCCACAAGGCACCACUCGCCGGACAUGCCGUCAACCAGAAGUCGCUGAACCUGGCCCCGGCUCCGGGAACUUGGUAAAAAUGUUGAUACAUU